AUGAACCCUCGCGGCAGAGAGAAGCUGAGCGACUACACGGGCGUCCCGAGGCUGACCCACGGCCGCAACGUCUCGUACGACAUCCCCGAUCCCAAGCUCCCGCAAGUCUCGCAGUGGCUCAUCGGCAACCCCAACCGCCUCAACCUCGGCCGCAUCGGCCUCAGGUACAAGGGCCAGACUCUGUCGGCCGCGCAGAUCGGGGAGCCGAGGCAGGAGCUCGACCUGUGGGGGGGCUUCAUCACGUCCACCUUCAAGGUCGACGGCGAGACGGUGACGGUGGUGACCCAGGGCGACUUCGCCUCCGACGCCGUCACCUUCACGAUCGAGUCGCCCCUCGUGUCGGCCGGCGACCUGCGCGUCGAGCUCGACUUCCCCUACCCGCCGAUCCACACGACCAAGUACAAGUACGAGGUGUUCGCCGGCGUCUACGACUUCCCGCGGAACCACACGACGCGCAUCUCCAGAAGCUGCGGGCGGCCCGACCUGGCGCACAUCUACCACGAGCUCCAGGAGACCAGCUACUUCGUCAACCUGCGCUGGCCGCGCGAGAGCCCCCUGGAGCUAUCGAGGGACGAGUCGGAGGGGUCCGACAAGAUCACCGCCCACCGGUACACGCUGGCGCCGAGCGGCGGCGCCUCCAACGGGACCUCGGGAUCCGUCACCUUUACCGCGCACUUCUCGCCGCAGCGCCAGGAUCCCAGGCCGCCGGCGGACAUUCAGAAAGAGAGCGUGGCGGGAUGGCGAGACUACUGGACCGAGGGCGGGUUUGUCGACCUGACGCUGUCGUCGAACCCGAACGCCACCGAGCUCCAGAGGCGCAUCCUCCUGUCGCAGUAUCACGUCCGGGUCAACAGCGCGGCGUCGGGGCAGUCGCCUCAGGAGAGUGGCCUCAUGAACAACGGGUGGUACGGGAAGUUCCACAUGGAGAUGGUCGUGUGGCACAACGCCCACUGGGUGACCUGGGGCCGGAAGAAGUACUUUGACAACAUCUUCCCCGAGCUGUACGAGACUCUGUUGCCUUCGUCGUUUGCAAGAGCGAAGCAGAUGGGGUGGGAGGGAGCUCGGUGGCCUAAAAUGACAGAGUUGGAGAGCGGUAGGAGCUCUCCUGGUGGUAUCAACGGUCUGCUUCUUUGGCAGCAACCUCAUCCUAUGUAUCUGGCUGAGCUGGCGUAUCAGUCCUCGCCAACCGACGAGACCUUGAAACGGUGGGACGCGGUCUUGACGGCUACCGCCGACUACAUGGCAUCGUAUGCCUGGAAGAACGAGAGCUCUGGCUACUACGACUUGGGGCCGCCUUCGUAUGGCGUCACCGAGAACACGCCUCCCGCCGAGACGCUGAACCUGGCUUAUGAGAUCUCGUACUGGAGAUACGGCCUCGACCUCGCGCGCGAGUGGAAGAAGAGGCUCGGGCAGCCCGUCCCGGAGCGCUGGACGACCGUGGCCUCGAACCUCGCGCCGCCGCCCCAGGUCGACGGCCGCUACGCCGUCUACGAGGGCCUGAACGGCACGUGGUGGGACGACCCGGAGCUCAACGGCGACCCCCGCAGCCUCAUCAUGAUGCAGGGGGUGCUGCCGGACACCCCGGCCGUCGACCCGGCCGUGGCGCUGAGGACGGCCGACAAGGUCUGGGAGGUCUGGACGGACCAGAAGAUCCGCGGCUGGGGCCGGCCCGUGUUGGCCAUCAACUCGGCGCGGAUCGGGAACCCGGAGAGGGCCGUCUACCACCUCACCGCGUACACGUACUGGAAGUUUGACGAUGCCGGCUAUGCCAUCCGCGGAGGCGACGGCGGCACACCUCCUCCGUUCAUGCCCGGUAACGCGGGCUUUCUCUACGCAGUUGCGUAUAUGGCAGCCGGGUGGCAAGGCUCUGAGGGGGACGCGCCGGGGUUUCCCAAGGACGGAGGGUGGGUGGUGAAGCACGAGGGGUUGCAAAAGGCACCUUGA
Molecule: messenger RNA, 1944 nt
Organism: Colletotrichum higginsianum IMI 349063
Lineage: Eukaryota; Fungi; Ascomycota; Sordariomycetes; Glomerellales; Glomerellaceae
Exons: 8
Coding region: 1-1944 (647 amino acids)
Biological process (GO): carbohydrate metabolic process
Source: RefSeq, a predicted model, not a curated record